AUGACCUCGCUGUCCUCGACCCUGCAUCCGGGCUCGGGCUCAUCGUGCAGAGCAUUGCCAGGGGAGGAGAGUCGGUCGUUACUGCCAAAAGCCUCUCUGCUGCAGAUUCUCCGGGACGGCGGCGCUCAAGAGAAGGUUUUCACGCUGAAGGAGGUCAUGCACUACCUUGGCCAAUACAUUAUAGUAAAGGAACUGUAUGAUAAACAAAGGCAGCACAUUGUCCAUUGUCAAGAUGACCCUCUUGGAGAGCUGAUGGAGGUUGAGAGUUUUUCUGUUAAAAACCCAAGCCCUGUCUAUGAGAUGCUGAAGAGGAAUUUGUUUAAUUUGAAUGACGCAGCAAAGAAUGUUUCAGUCGGCAAGGAUUCUAAUGAGUCUCCCUGUGAAGAUCCUGGUGAGGUAAAGCGACAGCUUGUGCAUAGGAGACGCGCUGUUCGUCUGCCCCUUUCAUGGCAAAUGGCAGAAACCUCACAGAUCCUCACUGACGACUUAGUUUCCUUCUCUGCCCCGUCGCUUUCUCAGGCUGGUCGGCAGCUCCGUUUGCCACUCACCAGCCUUCUCCACACUUUCCCCAUCUGUCCCACACCUUCCUACCCGUCAGCCACAGCCCAGGGGUCGAUGUGUGGCUACACCUUUUUGGCAGAGGGUGGGACGUGCAGGGAGGAGCUUAGAACACAGGAACAGGAUUUCAACUCGCCUCUGCAGCGCUACUGCCCGCGGCUUGCGCCCUCUGUCUCCGUGCCGGACAUCGCCGCCUGCAGCCCGUUCCUCCCCACCCACAAGGACGAGGACACCAGCGGUGUGGAUGUGCCCGACUGCUCGCGGACCGUGUCCGACCCCGUCGUCCUCUCUUCCCACCAGGUGUCCCGCACCCUGCUGCCCCGCUGCGGCGGCUCACCCAAGGGGAAGGCUCCCGCGCGGGCUGCGCCGGGCACCCAGAAGCGCGAGAACCAGGAGCUGCUGGACGGCAAGGCCAAGGGCGGGCGCCAGGCUCUGCUGGAGCCGUGCCGGCUGUGCCGCGUGCGGCCCCGCGACGGCAACAUCAUCCAUGGCUGCACUGCCCACAUGAUCACCUGCUUCUCCUGCGCGCGCAAGCUGCACCGCUUCCACAUGCCCUGCCCUGGCUGCGGCCAGGUCAUCCAGAAGGUCAUCAAGGUGUUCAUAGCCUAA
Molecule: messenger RNA, 1167 nt
Organism: Electrophorus electricus (electric eel)
Lineage: Eukaryota; Metazoa; Chordata; Actinopteri; Gymnotiformes; Gymnotidae
Source: RefSeq, a predicted model, not a curated record